Messenger RNA from Drosophila grimshawi, 660 nucleotides. RefSeq lists its product as uncharacterized. NCBI's taxonomy places the organism in Eukaryota, Metazoa, Arthropoda, Insecta, Diptera, Drosophilidae. The record is from RefSeq and is a predicted model, not a curated record. The coding region runs from base 30 to 563 and encodes 177 amino acids. The transcript has 6 exons.
GUACGAAAAUUACUAACACAAGAAUCAAUAUGCAAGUCAAAGUUGUUGUCGCGUUGGCCAUCAUUUUGGUGGCACAGCAGGUCCAAGCUGGCACCCUCAAUUUUGGCAACAUUAUGGGCGAUGUCUCCAAGGUGGCAGUUGCUGGCGAGAAAGUGAUCCACCAAUUGGAGAACGAGUUGAUCACCUAUGAGGAGCCAACUACUCUAAACGUUCUAAGUGAUAUGGCUAAUGCUUUGGGUGAUCUAGCUAAUGCACUUACCAACUUGAGGGUUGAGCAGAAUUAUGUCGAAGCUGAGCCCAGUAAUCUAAUUGGUAGUCUUCUGGGUAGUGUUGGCGAUGCUCUCGGUCAUUUGGCUAACACCAUUACCAGUCUUAGCGUAAAAAUCCAGAAACAUUCAGAAAUCCAGAAUCGCAAUGUUGCAUCCGCAGGCGCUUCUAUUAUUGGUGAAGCUGGUAACAUUAGCGCCAAAGAAAUCGCAUCUGCUGCCAAAGCAGCUGCUCCCUACAUAAAAGCGAUGAAUGCUGGUCUGGGAGAUCUGGCCAACGCCCUCACCCAUCUUUAAGUGAACUAUGUGGGGCAGCCAAAAUAAUAAUUGUUUACAAAAAUAAAUUUUCCAAUCAGUUUUCAUUUGAAUAAAGCGAGUUUAUCAACAACUUCUA